AUGUAUGUUAAGCGAUUUAAUAGGAUUCGUCACUUAAAAGCUGCAAUCACUGAAAAAUCGUACACACAGGCAGACGACAAGACAGACGACCAGACACACAUACAGACGACCAGACACACCAUCAGACGGCUAGACACACACUUAGACGACCAGACACACAGGCAAACGGCCAGACACACAGACAGACGACCAGACACACAGACAGACGACCAGACACACAAACAGACGGCCAGACACACAGACAGACAACCAGACAGACAGGCAGACGACCAGACAGACGGCCAGACACACAGACAGACGACAAGUCUCACAGACAGACGGUCAGACACACAGACAGACGACCAGACACACACUCAGACGGCCAGACACACACUCAGACGGCCAGACACACAGACAAACGGCCGGACACACAGACAGACGACCAGACACACAAACAGACGGCCAGACACACAGACAGACAACCAGACACACAAUCAGACGGCCAGUCUCACAGACAGACGGCCAGUCUCACAGACAGACGACCAGAUACACAAACAGACGACAAGACACCCAGACAGACGACCAGACUCAAAAAACAGAUGUCCAGACACACAUACAGACGGCCAGACACACAAUCAGACGACCAGUCUCACCGACAGACGACAGACGACCAGACACACAGACAGACGACCAGGCACACAGACAGACGACCAGACACACAAACAGACAACCAGGCACACAGACACACGACCAGACACACAGAUAGACGACAAGACACAUAGACAGACAACCAGGCACACCGAUACACGACUAGACACACAGACAGACGACCAGACACACGGACAGUCGACCAGACACACAUACAUACGACCAGACUCACAGUCAGACGACCAAACACACACACAGACGACCAGACACACAGGCAGACGACCAGACACACAGACAGACGACCAGACAUACAGAAAGACGACCAGACACACGGACAGUUGA
This is a messenger RNA of Dreissena polymorpha, 969 nucleotides long. Its product is annotated as repetin-like. Bases 1 to 969 code for a protein of 322 amino acids. The transcript is spliced from 2 exons. The record is from RefSeq and is a predicted model, not a curated record. NCBI's taxonomy places the organism in Eukaryota, Metazoa, Mollusca, Bivalvia, Myida, Dreissenidae.